Onychostoma macrolepis is the source of this 2391-nucleotide messenger RNA. RefSeq names its product 60 kDa lysophospholipase-like. The transcript is spliced from 16 exons. The record is from RefSeq and is a predicted model, not a curated record. Gene Ontology annotation, biological process: amino acid metabolic process. The coding region runs from base 1 to 1668 and encodes 555 amino acids. Lineage: Eukaryota; Metazoa; Chordata; Actinopteri; Cypriniformes; Cyprinidae. Gene Ontology annotation, molecular function: asparaginase activity; protein binding.
AUGGGGUCCACCAAAGGGGUGCGGCCCCCACUCACCACGGGGUCUGCUGGGGUGUCCUUUCUGUCUCCAGAACCUAAUGCUCUUGUCAAAACUCUACGCAAACUCCCCAUUCUGCAUGAUGAGAAGUACGCAGAACAGACAAAGCUGUAUGAACAUUACAAGCCUGAGGAGAAAACACUGGUGCUUCCACGAUCUAAACUGGACAAGAGGGUUGUGUAUACAUUUUUAGAGUACUCUCCCCUGCUCGACUCGAGCAAUAUGACCCCGAAUGACUGGAGCACUAUUGGAAAAGACAUUGAGAAAUACUAUGAGCAGUAUGAUGGUUUUGUCAUCCUGCAUGGCACAGACACAAUGUCUUAUACCGCCUCUGCCUUAUCCUUCAUGUGUGAGAACCUGGGAAAGCCUGUCAUCCUCACCGGCUCACAGGUGCCCAUCUUUGAGAUGAGGAGUGAUGGAAGGGACAACCUCUUGGGGGCGCUGUUGAUUGCAGGACAGUUUGUCAUCCCUGAGGUUUGCCUCUAUUUUUAUCAUAAACUCUACCGAGGCAAUCGUGUCACCAAAGUGGACUCUGAAAGCUUUAAAGCAUUUGCCUCACCAAACUUGCCACCAUUAGCCAAUGCUGAAGUCAACAUCAACAUUAACUGGGACACUGUGUGGCGACCCAGCACAACUGCCAAAUUCACAGUCUGCACUCAAAUGAACCACAAUGUGGGUCUCCUGCGACUCUUCCCGGGAAUCACUACUGAUACAGUCAAGGCCUUCUUGAAGGCUCCCAUUGAGGGUGUCAUUUUGGAGACCUACGGCAGCGGUAACGCCCCUGACAACCGUGCUGACCUGCUGGAUGAGAUCCGUAAAGCGACUGAGAGAGGAGUCAUCAUGAUCAACUGCACCCAGUGUCUCAGGGGCACGGUCACAAUAUCAUAUGCCACUGGCCAGGCUCUGAGUAAGGCUGGUGUGGUUGCUGGGUUUGAUAUGACUCCGGAAGCUGCUCUUUCAAAACUCUCCUAUGUGCUGGCAAAACAAGAUCUCAGAACAGAAGAGAAGAAAAAGAUGAUGAGUCGCAAUCUGCGUGGUGAGAUGGUGGCUGACUUAGAGGGGGCAAAGCUUUCUCUCAGCGACAGUCGCUUCAUUCAGAUUAUAGCCAAGACCCUCAGCAUUGGCUGUAAAGAGGAGCUUGAAGCCAUACGAGAUGCACUAAUGCCCACUCUGGCAUGUGCUGCUGCUAAGAACGGAGACUCUGAGAUUUUAGAAGCCAUAAGGGAAAUGGGAACUAACUUGAAUACGGCAGAUUAUGAUGGCCGCACUCCCCUUCACAUUGCUGCAUGUGAGGGGAAUCUGAAUGUAGUGGAGUAUCUGCUGGGUAAAGGGGCCACCAUCUUUGCCAAAGAUCGCUUUGGCGAUACAGCCCUUCGCAAUGCCAUUCACCUCAGACAUAAGGAUGUUGUGGAGCUGCUGAGGAAGUGUGGAGCUCACCUCUCCAGUGAUGAAUUACAGGAUAUUGGAACGGAGCUGUGCCGUCUUGCUGCAAACGGUGACCUGGAGGGAUUGAAGAUUUGGAAGUUAGCUGGGGUUGAUAUGGCCAUGUCCGGCUAUGAUGGGAAGAAACCUUUUGAAGUGGCAAGAGCCUUUGAACGUAAGGAGGUUAUGGAUUUCCUAAAGGCUGCUUAGGGCCAAAUUCAGAAUGGGGAGUUGAUCAAGAUUACUGGGUCCAACAAGAUCCUGAGGAGGCUAACUGCCACUUCCUGCCACUAUCAUCUGUCCACUUUCUCAUUUUUAGCAAUAGGAGCUUUUUUAAGUCCAUCAUGCUUUAACAAUACACUUUUAGAUUUGAAUGCAUUGUUAUGUUCAUAGUAAAGGAAUCAUAAUCAUUUCAUGCAUUUCAUUUUCAGAGAAUUUUACAGAAGAGGAUACUGUAACUGUUGAUUUCAAAAUAUAAUAAUCUUUUCUGGGAUAGUGUGAUGAUUACAUUUACAUUUAUUCAUUUAGCAAAAACUUUUAUCCAAAGUUAUCCCAUUUUUUCUGUCUAUCACAUUCUGAUUAAAUGUGUUGUUUUUAUUAAUAUACGUUUAGAAAAUUUAGAAAUGCUUUUAUCUAAAACUAUUAACAUUUCCACAUUUCUUACUGUUGGACCAUAUAUAACAAUAAUAUGGCACAUUAUAGUUAUGGCUGACAAUAAAAAUAAAAUAAAAAAGAGAGAGAGAAAAGGUUGAUGUUUCAAAAAUACUGAAUGUUUCAUUUAAAUUUUUCUUGAAAAUUAAAUUAACAAAUGUGUUUGUAAACCAAAAUUAAUUUUAAUCCAGUGAAUAGGCAUGCUCACCAGGAAAUGUUUUAAUCAAUUUCUUCAUGGACCAGUUUUAAAUUGCCACAUCAAUAAAAUUCUCUUAAAAAAUA